Megachile rotundata (alfalfa leafcutting bee) is the source of this 6582-nucleotide messenger RNA. RefSeq names its product rho guanine nucleotide exchange factor 17. Gene Ontology annotation, molecular function: guanyl-nucleotide exchange factor activity; protein binding. NCBI's taxonomy places the organism in Eukaryota, Metazoa, Arthropoda, Insecta, Hymenoptera, Megachilidae. The record is from RefSeq and is a predicted model, not a curated record. Gene Ontology annotation, biological process: actin cytoskeleton organization.
AUAUAAAAAACAUACAUAUAAAAAUAUUACGUUAGUAAUAUUUGCAUUCUUAAAUCAAUUGCUUUAAAACACCACAAUGUUUUCUCUUUCAACUGUGUAAAUUGAGUGGUUACUGUUUUUUAGUAUUGAAUGUAAACUUCAAGAGGAAAGGUUAUGUACAUGAGGCACGACAUAUUUGGUGAAGGGAGGAUGAAGAAUGCCCCGCGUCGGUGGAGACGGGGGUGGAGGGCCGGAGAAGGCAGGGGGGAGCGGAUUCGGAGGAUGGCUCGGGGGUGCAGCAAGAGCCAUGACUGGGGGAAAUGUCGGCGGUGGAUAUGUGGUCCUUGGUGGCACCCGAUAUGGUCUCAGACUUUCCCAGGAGAGUCUACCACCGUCGAACUCGCGAGAGGAGUCUCAGGAGCGACGUCGAAAGAGGAGUUCACGAGAGAGCGACUCUCGAGAGAGGCUGACAGAGAGGUAUCCGGAAAACGCGGCGCUAGAGCUGAGCUCCAGCAUCGCCGACUGUUGUUGCAUAGGUCCACGUUCGCGUCUGCCGUUGCCGAGGAUCCCACCAGGGUCGACAGGGUCGAGCACGACGACGUCGUCGUCGUCGACGUACGGUGUCGGCGGAGGAGGAGGUGUAGGUGGAGUUGGAGGUGGCGGUGGAGGAGUAGGUGGACAGGCUCCUUUUCCUGGGCCUCCCACGUCUUCGAACAGCCGCGUUGUCGGCGUGGAACAGCCGGUGACGCUGACGACGCCAACGACGUCGGCGCAACCGUUGGUGAACUCUAAUAAUAACCGAGGGAUGCUGCAAACGUCGUCGGUGGGGAACAGCACUGGCCAGCACCAUCAACCACAAUCGUCCGCAGCUCUAACGGCGGCGGUACCGUCGUCUUCAUCGCCAUCCUCCUCGACGUCGUUCAGCGUAUCCACCGCCGUCCCGACGCUGCAGUCCGUCUCGGUGCCGCGGCAGCUAGCACAGUGGACCAAGCAUCAGACGCUGAAGCUGCAGGAACCAGCAGUGAUAGCGGUGGACCGAUUGCACAGGUUCCGGUGGAGCGGGGGCGGAGGAGGAAGUGGCAAGAAGUCCUCUUCCGGCCCCCGGAGCGAUAAGGCCGAGCGCCUUCGAGAGCUCACCGAGAAACUCAAGGGACCAGCACCCGUACCGCCACCAAGAAGACCUUCCAGAAUCCAAGCAUCCUCUCCACCUCCUAGUGGAUAUCAACCACCUUCGCCAAGUUAUCCCCAGCCAACGAAUCAAGGAUGUCGUUGCGAUGGUCGACCUUCGUCCCGAAGUUACACGUACAGCGAGGGCAGCGGUCACGGUUCCAGCAAUCAGCAGUCUCCGCAGCACCACCUGAAGACGAUUGGCCGAAGUGACAGUGUGGGUGACGAGUGUUUGAGUGAGUCGGGUAACGAUGGGUGCAAGAAGCCGUGUGCCGACUCGAGGAGAUCCUCGCGGUCGACCAGGCAACACGAUAGGAACAGUGGUGACGUAAGUGACAUCAAACACGAGCUGAACGUCAGUGCGGACGCGACGAAACACCUCAGACAGUAUAGUGAUUCGGUGGUGGAUAGUGGUACGUGUGUGGACGAUUUGUGUGACAAUUUGAACGCUACAUCCGGAGCCGGCAACGACGCUGAAGCCAGAGACGCCAUCACCAGGUUGGAGCCGAGGGGACCUCUUCUUACUUUUCACAGAGCUGGCGCGCCGUUCAGAAGCGCUUCGUUCGGACAGGUGGAUUUCAAUCAAGCGAAUCGACAUAAGGCACAGCCAAUAGCGACAUCGAAUCGAAACGAGAGCAAGGAUGUCCGUGCAAGCACGUUGCCCCGAAGACGAGGAGACGUCAGUCCAGUUGUCUCGACGCCUCAAAACAGUCCUAAUCGUCAAAGUCCGAGAACGUCAACGCCUAGCGUGGACAGUGCGGUCGGUUCAGCGGAAGGUUUGGGCGUACCUCAAACCGGAAAUGUCGAGGAGAUCCGACCACGAAGCGAUGGUUCCGACAGCCUGGCGACUUCCAGUGCUCUCACCAGCCCGGAACCACCGGUUCCUGAGAUCAACGAGCCGAGAGUUGAUCUGGUGCAAGCCGACGUGCCUUCCGUCGAGAUGGUUAUGUCCGAGCCCGUUUUUCCUCUUGUGGACACAACUGCGAUCGAGGAUGUUCUGCAGAAAGAAAACAGAAUGGAGCCCCACGAGGUGAUAAUAACGCCGCCACCCGAGGAGCCACGACUGAGUCAAACGUUAGAGGGUAGCGAGACAGCGAGCGAAGCACCCUCGGAAUCGUCCUCUCCGGGUAAAACGCGAAGGUAUCGAGGCGAUACUAGCAAGAGAAGAAAGGGUGUGUAUAUAACUCAAUGGCCGGAGCCCUUGGACAGCGACCGGAACAAAUUGUCGGCUCAGAGCAGCGAGGAAAGAGACGAGCCACCUGCGACGCCCAGCGACCUCUCUGACUGUGAGGGCCACACGCCUAGAAGGUAUAGUAAAAGACCGCUACGAGGCCCCUACGGGCAAAUGCUCGAGGCAGAAAUGGCGAAGCCGCGAACGACGGAUAUCGCUUUGGAGGAAGGUCUUCGUCCGCAUAGAAAAAUUUCUGCGAAUCUGUCGUAUAACACAAGCUCGAAUAACAGCAGUUCAGAACCGCCCACGCCAUGCCAUCACAGAACCACUUCCAGCCCGAGCAAACUCGAAGGCCUUCCGGGACCAAGUCCUGAACUUCUCGCUGAACUACUUCGAGGAUCUUCGGAGAGGGUGGCUCGCGCACCGGCGCAUCGAAACGAUACAAGGACUCACGUGGUCGUGGAACUUUAUGACACCGAGAGGUCGUAUGUGGAAGCGUUGCAAAUACUAGUCAAUAAAUACUUGCAACCAUUGAAGAGUCCUGAAAAUGCUGGUCUGGUGGACUCAGCGACGGUGGACGAGAUCUUCUAUCAGAUUCCCUCUAUACUCAAUCAUCACGAGGUAUUCUUGGAAGAACUACGCAAAAGACUCGAUACUUGGGAACUUAAGCAGACGAUUGGUGAUGUUUUUCUCGAUGUGUUCACGAAGCCAGUCGUCUUGGAGACGUACACCCUUUUCCUUGAUAAUUGGAAAUCCGCAAAGAAGGCGAUAAAAACGACCUGCCAAGCGAAACCGGCUUUCGCACGAUUCCUCGAGACAAUGGAGCGGGAACACAAAGGAAAACUCGGGUUGGAUCAGUUAUUGAUCAAGCCGGUACAGAAGAUACCCCGUUACGAGUUGCUGAUCCAGAGGCUGCUGAAACAUACUGAUACCACGCAUCCGGAUUACGAAUUGCUUCAAGCCGCUCAAAAGGAAGUGCACGAGCUGGUCGUGAAGAUCAAUUGCACGGAAAGGGAGUCUCUCGAGUGGGAACAGCAGCAGACUACUUUGAGGGAGGUCCAGGCACUCGUCGAAGGACUUGCUGGUAUCGUAACGAACGACAGAACGUUUGUCCGCCACGAUCUGGUCACCAUAGCGUCGAAUCAGGGAACGAGGAAGGAACGAGCGCUGUUUUUGUUCUCCGAUUUGCUGGUCAUCACCAGUAUCAAGAGAAGAAGCGGAACCAUCAGAAAACCGUCAACUUCCUGUCCGAACAGUCUGGUUGGCCUAUUAGAAGCGAACAAGUACAAAAUGUUGAUGAGAAUACCACUGGACGACCUAGAAGUGAUGAAAGCCAAAGACGAGAACUUGAGACGAAUGGCGCGCGAGGUAGAUCAUCUUCGCGAAGACUGCGCGACGUUGACUCAACUUCAGGAGCUGGUGUCAACGUUGCACGGCGCAAAACAGCAAUUAGAGGAUCUUAUCAAGGAUAUGCUUGGCCAGGCACAGCGUCAAUUGGCCGAGAGGAACGCGGCGCAUUCGCAGUUGGCCUGUUUGGAAUUAACGCUUAACACUCAGGCUGGAAUCGAGAAUAUAUCCGUGAUGUUUACAAAGCCGGACAAAAGGGCUAGCUGGGAGGAGAGUUUUAACGAAGCCAAGCAAAAGUUAGCGUUGUCCGCUGAUAGGAGGCCAUGCCCCGAAUUUGUGGGUCCUCUGCCGAUUCGAAAGACCAGGGCCGGCUUGCAGUUCACCUGUGCUGCACCCACAUUGGUCAAUGGACAGGGCUCCAGGGAUGUGUGGGUGUGCAAUAGCGACGGAUACGUGGGUCAAGUGUGUGUGUUGAGCUUGACCCCGGAACCACCGCAGGUUACAUCUUGUAAUGGAGUCUGCAACGCGAGAAUUCUAUGCGUCGCUGGGAUUCCGGCGUGCACGCAGAAAUCAGUAGAAGAGGGCCUUACUUUAAUUGUAUUAUAUUUUAGAUCAAAUUCGUGCGUGACUAACAACAUUUCAUUCGCGAACAGUAAGAGCGGCAUAAGCAUCUCGGUCCAGGAUGUCGAUGCCAGUGGCGGGAACAUACAGUUAGAUAGUAGCUCGAGCUCCGACGACUCGGACUCGGACGACAUUCCAUGUGCAGAUACGGGUAGCCUAACUUUGGCCGGCGAUGUUCCAAGUAUCGACAGUGUCACGACAGAGGAGGAUGUCAAUCAGCCGACCAUGUGGCUAGGAACCGAAGACGGAUGCGUACAUGUUUACAAUUGCAACGACAAUAUCAGGAUAAAGAAGAACAAAGUGAAGAUACAACACAAUAGCAGUGUGCAUUGCAUAAUAUAUCUGGACAAUAAAGUAUUCGUUUCGCUAGCUAACGGAGACAUCACCGUCUACACUCGAGAUCAUUUGGGUGGUUGGAACACACCCGACCCGACGACCGUGUCAAUCGGUACAGCGGCAUCUCCGGUCACGAAGAUGCUUCCGGUGUCAGGGAAACUUUGGUGCGGUUGUCACAACUCCGUGAAAAUCCUGAACACCCAUACGUUGGAUAUCGAGCACACGUUCGCUGUCAGCAACGACACGUCCUUAUCAGUUUCCUGUAUGGCAAGUUCAGGUGGUCUUGGAGUCUGGAUUUCUUUGCACAACAGUGCCGUACUGCGACUCUUCCAUUCUGGUAGCUACGAAUGUUUGACGGACAUCAAUAUUGCACCAGCUGUUACCAAAAUGCUUACCACAGGUUGCGAUGACAUAAUACGACAGCAUAAGGCCGCCUGUCUCAGGGUCACCGCACUUUUGGCUUGCAACGAGUUGCUUUGGAUCGGCACAAGCGCCGGCGUACUAUUAACCGUGCCAAUUCCCCAUAUAAAGCCAUCCACUCAGAGGAUGUCUCAGCCGCCGAUCGUAACUGGUAUUCCCCAUGGACAUACCGGACACGUUCGUUUCCUUACAUGCGUGGAAACGAUCGCGCCAUCGAAACCAGAUCCACGUCCAAAGGUGAACAGAUACUCUCUGAAAUCUAGUAAAACUCAGCAGAAUAACAUCAAUCGCGGAAAGCUGCUGGUAAUUUCGGGAGGAGACGGUUACGAGGACUUCAGAGGUCCACAAGCAUCCGCGGAGCUGCAGGCUGGUCGCGAGGAUUCGACCAACCAUCUGCUGCUAUGGAAGGUGUGAUGUGAUCUAGUACGGCCCUCGGUAAGGGCCGCAGUUCACGCACGUCGGCAUGACACGCCGUGGGAAUCGUUGUCGCGUGUGCAAUUCACACGUGGUCGGGUCCGUCAUCGUCCGAUCGUGGCUGUUCAGGACGUAUUCGCCCGACGAUUUUUCAGGGAACGUGGAAAGGUUCUCUGGCUCGUUUUAGCCGAGUGGAUCAAGACCAGGAUAAGGGAGGUCCGUUAGCAUCGAGGAGAACACGGUUUCCAGAUUAUGGAGUCUAACAUUCGUCAUUAACGGUGAUCAAAGCUCAAGAGAAUACCUUCAAGUGAUUUGUUCGACAUUUGUUGGAGUGUGUGAAACGGUUCACUGAAAUCAAACAAUUCCUUCGUUGCAACUUUGAUAAACAGAAUGGUUGCUACCGCUGGUUGAUUUCAGGUAAUCGCUUCCAUGCGAGUUUGUGCUUUGUCUUGAAUGAAAUAACGAGCAGGAAGAUAUGUAUACGUUCCGAGAAUUCGAUUUGCGUGCUCGCCAGGACGAUGUACGAAACAAUGAAAUGUAACGAAACAGGAUACCUGGAAGAGCGUUGUAUCGAGCUUACACAGACACACACAUACACACACAUGUAUACAUGAGGUGACACUGGCCUAAAAUAAUUUACGCGCUAAAGAAAAGGGAACUAAUCGAGUUAAUGUGCCAAAACGAAUUUAUCAUUGUCCACCGAUCGACGUAGCGCGCUCGCGAAAGCCGACUACGUUCGUUAGUCGUUUAAUUAAUAAACACAAAACUGAAUGUGUUCGUGUUUAAUCGUAAAUGGAAUUCCAUCGAGUUUAUUGAACGCUGCACGCGUCGCUAGCAUACGUAUCGGAUACGAAUAUCACAACACCUUUUUGGAAUUGAAAUUUCUCUGAUUGUAUAUUGUUAUAGUUGCUGAUCCACGGACUCGUAAUUUGCUCCAAUGUGAACGAGAGAAAGGGGCGACAAUUGCGCCGAAUAUACUCCUGUUGUGUAGAAGACCAAAACGACGAUGUAUUUGAUAACAUUUUUCUCUUCUUUUUUUGAUUUUGUUGAAAAUUGUUGCAAGAGAAUGCCAGAGAAUUUUAUUGAAGAAAUUCUUUUAAUGCCUUCAAUAAAUGUUUGAGAAGCAA